CCAUCUUCUGCUGGGACCAAAGGGGCCAUCUAAAGUGCCAUCAUGAGCACGGACGCGGAGAUGGAGGCCUAUGGGCCUGCAGCCAUCUACCUCCGGAAGCCAGAGAAGGAGAGGAUUGAGGCCCAGACUGCUCCAUUUGAUGCCAAGACAGCUUUCUUUGUGGCUGAUAAUGAUGAGAUGUACCUCAAGGGUAAACUAGUCAAAAGAGAGGGCGGCAAAGCCACGGUUGACACAGUUACAGGAAAGACUCUCACUGUAAAGGAGGAGGACAUCCAUCCCAUGAAUCCUCCAAAGUUUGACAAGAUUGAGGACAUGGCCAUGAUGACCCACCUCAACGAGCCUGCUGUGCUGUAUAACCUCAAAGAGCGUUUUGCAUCAUGGAUGAUCUACACCUACUCCGGCCUGUUCUGCGUCGUCGUGAAUCCCUACAAGUGGCUUCCUGUGUACGAUGCUCAGGUUGUUGGGGCAUACAGAGGCAAGAAGAGGAUUGAGGCUCCACCCCACAUCUUCUCCAUCUCUGACAAUGCCUAUCAGUUCAUGCUCACUGAUCGUGAGAACCAGUCUAUCCUCAUUACCGGAGAAUCUGGUGCAGGAAAAACUGUCAACACCAAGCGUGUCAUCCAGUACUUUGCAACAAUUGCAGUGGCUGGAGCUAAGAAAGCAGAAACAGGAAAAAUCCAGGGCUCCCUUGAGGACCAGAUUAUUGCAGCCAACCCUCUGCUGGAGGCCUAUGGUAAUGCCAAGACUGUGAGGAAUGACAACUCCUCUCGUUUCGGUAAAUUCAUCAGAAUUCACUUUGGAACCAGUGGCAAACUGGCCUCAGCAGAUAUUGAAACAUAUCUGCUGGAGAAGUCCCCUGAUGACUGGACACAAGCCUGA
Messenger RNA from Stegastes partitus (bicolor damselfish), 879 nucleotides. Its product is annotated as myosin heavy chain, fast skeletal muscle-like. Gene Ontology annotation, cellular component: actin cytoskeleton; membrane; cytoplasm. NCBI's taxonomy places the organism in Eukaryota, Metazoa, Chordata, Actinopteri, Pomacentridae. The coding region runs from base 43 to 879 and encodes 278 amino acids. Gene Ontology annotation, molecular function: actin filament binding; microfilament motor activity; ATP binding. The transcript has 10 exons. Gene Ontology annotation, biological process: actin filament organization. The record is from RefSeq and is a predicted model, not a curated record.